This is a messenger RNA of Psylliodes chrysocephalus, 306 nucleotides long. Lineage: Eukaryota; Metazoa; Arthropoda; Insecta; Coleoptera; Chrysomelidae. The record is from the annotation of a GenBank genome assembly.
AUGGAUAAUUGGCUCAAACGAAAAAUAUCUCAUGAAGAUCUUGACCAAAAUCCUGGGCCAUCAACGUCUCAAAAUAUAAGUAGGCCUGAUUCUAAUAACUGUCCGUCCGAAUGUAAAAAUAAAAACCCUGAAAAAGUGGCACAGGGUGUAAAUAAAAAAAGGAAGUAUGACGAAUCUUACUUAAAAUUUGGAUUUACUUGGACGGGAAGUUCAGACGAGCCUUCUCCACAAUGCGUGGUUUUUUCAGAAAUAUUAUCCAAAAACUCUAUGAAACCUUCUCUUUUGAAACGCCAUUUUGAAAGUAAA